Molecule: messenger RNA, 2951 nt
Organism: Patiria miniata (bat star)
Lineage: Eukaryota; Metazoa; Echinodermata; Asteroidea; Valvatida; Asterinidae
Product: E3 ubiquitin-protein ligase CBL-B-like
Exons: 11
Coding region: 89-2863 (924 amino acids)
Biological process (GO): negative regulation of epidermal growth factor-activated receptor activity; cell surface receptor signaling pathway
Cellular component (GO): plasma membrane; membrane raft
Molecular function (GO): calcium ion binding; ubiquitin protein ligase activity; SH3 domain binding
Source: RefSeq, a predicted model, not a curated record
CUAUAUCCACAGUGCAAAAAUUAUGCGGAAGCGAGAGCAGCUAAAAACCUGAGCGAAGAGCAGUUGGAGUUUGAGAUUUACCGUCAAAAUGGCCCAACCUGGUGGGCGAAAGCCGGGGUUUUUCUCGAAAGUGGCGGAGAUGAUGACCGCCCCUCGACCAGCAGUGGACAGAAAGACCCUGGAAAAGACAUGGAAACUGAUGGAGAAAGUGAUGCGGCUCUGCCAGCACAACAAGAUGAAACUGAAAAACAGUCCGCCGUACAUUUUGGACAUUUUGCCCGAGACCUACCACCAGCUGCGGCUGGUGUGGUCCAAGUACGAAGGCGAUCCGGAGAAACUCCACGAACUGAACGACAACGUCUAUUUUCGUAUCUUCGUGGACAACAUCAUGAAGAAAGCCCGGCAGACCGUUCAACUCUUCAAGGUCCACAAGGAGAAAAUGUACGACGAAAAUUCGGCCGGCAGGCGGGAGUUGAAUCGGCUCUCGUUGAUUUUCAGCCACAAUCUGGCCGAGUUGAAAGCCAUCUUUCCCAACGGGGUCUUCUCCGGGGAAUCUUUCCGCCUCACAAAACAAGACGCCGCCAAGUACUGGAAGAAAAACUUCGGAACAAGUACCAUCGUUUCUUGGAAGUCCUUCAGCCAGAGCCUCUAUGAGGUACACAGCUUCCAGAAAGGUCUGGAGGCCUACGCCCUCAAGACAACCAUCGACCUGACCUGCAAUGACUACGUCUCCAACUUUGAGUUUGAUGUCUUCACUCGGCUCUUCCAGCCCUGGAACACCAUCCUGCGGAACUGGAACUGCCUGGCCGUCAACCACAAGGGCUACAUGUCCUUCAUGACGUACGAUGAGGUCAAGAACAGGUUGCAUGCGUACAUCAACAAACCAGGAAGCUACAUCUUCAGACUGAGCUGUACUCGUCUAGGCCAGUGGGCCAUUGGAUACGUCACACAAGAUGGCAGCAUCCUACAGACCAUCCCGCAGAACAAGUCCCUCUGCGAAGCCCUCAUUGAUGGCAACAGGGAGGGAUUCUACCUGUAUCCAGACGGAGAAGAUGACAACCCAGACCUGACUUCCAUCAACACCAAACCUAUGGAGGAGCACAUUCAUGUCUCGCAGGACCAGUACGCCCUGUACUGCGAGAUGGGCUCCACUUUCCAACUCUGCAAGAUCUGUACUGAGAACAACAAGGAUAUCCGUCUAGAACCCUGUGGUCACCUGCUGUGUUCCUCAUGCCUCAAUGCCUGGCAGUCAAGAAUGAAUGCCAAUAAGGACACUGAUGGUCAAGGGUGUCCAUUUUGCCGGUGUGAGAUCAAGGGCACGGAGAUCAUUGUGAUUGACCCCUACCAUAGGGAGAAGGCAAACGGAGCUGAAGAGAAGCAGGAUUUUGAGUUUGAUGAUGAUGAGGAUGACGGUUUGGAGCUUCCGCCAACGGAGCCCGUCUACGCCGCCCCUCAGAAAGGCCCAAAGAACGAGCAUCCUAAGAGACUCGGACCCAGCAACCUCCCAGCCUUGCCCCCGCGCAGACCCUCACCCAAUGUCUCGCCCACUUCCUCACCCAGUAUGUCCCCCCGCUCGUCCAGCAAUGACCUGACUGAAGGGGCUUCGGCUAGGGUAGGGGGCGCAGCUGCUGCGGGAGGCGACAGCAAAGCGUCAGGGUUCCCGACCCUGCCACCCCGACGCUACUUGGAUGAAGGAGUGGAGCGAACCGAGGCAGAUGGCUUCUCAUCUGCAGACAACCAGAAGACAGGACCGAAGACGUUCCCGGUGACAGAGGGUGUGUACGACCAUCCUCCCCCGCCCCAAAGCGCACCCCGAGCCCGCCUCACACCCCCCGCCACUACAAACGACCUGAUUCUCCUCUCCACGCCCGCUCCAACAGGUGACGACAGCAGCCCCGCCCGGACUGGUUCCCCGGCCCCGCCCCUGCACUCUGCGCCUGCCCCACCAAUGGGCCAUGUCAAUCUCCUUUAUGAUCACCUCAAUAAUGCUCAGUCGUCGUCCCCGCCCGGCACCAUGACCACACACGGUGCCACGCCCGCCUCACCCUGGGCCCCAGCAGACAACCCGUCGAACCCAUUCCGUCGCUCGGUCAGCGACACCCAUCCCAACAACCUCAUCCCUAACCUGAAAUCACAACCUCAGGCGCACAGCGCAGAGGAACUUGAUGCCAUCUUUAAAACCGAUGACCCCUUUGCCUCACCUUUCGAGGGCAGUGUUCUUUACGAGAACAGCGUUGGGUACCUGAACCUGCCCCCGCCUCUGAACCCCGCCCUGCACCACCCAGCGGCCCCCUCGCCUUCUGCUGCUGCCCAGUUGGAGCAGAAACACUUUGGCUAUGAAAACGUGCCGCACCUAACCCAAGCUCUCACCCUAGGUGGCAGAGCGUCCCCCUCAGAGGACUAUGAUGUUCCCCCUCUACGCCCUCACUUGGCCAUGAACUCACAAGCCCCUUCAGCAACUCAGCAACCAAGAAUGCCACUUCGAGAAACUCCAGAAGACUAUGACAUUCCACCUCUCCCGCCUGUCGGCGCCAGAGGCCCCCUACAGCAAUCAAACCAGCCUCCACCCCUCCCAACCCAGCCCCGCCCAACUUCCAGCCCCUCCCCCAUGGCAAGCAACCAACCCCCUCCCCUUGCCCAGCGACAAGUGCCCUCCCCGCCCACCAAUGGACUCCUCCAGCCUACCAAAGCCACCAGUGUAGCAGUGGUUGAUCCCAAUAGCGUUCAGGGGAAGAUGGAGAUAUUGGUCCGUGAGGGGUACCGCCGGGAAGAAAUCAGCAAGGCGCUGGACAUCACACAGAAUGACCUGGCAAUGACGAGGAAAAUCCUAAAAGGGUUUUCCAACACCACUAGCUCUACAUAAAGCCUCAGCAUCUAUACAAGUAAAACACAGUAUGAAACAACUGCUGACGCAACCUAUUCAGUCAGUCAUUGAGGAGAACUUCUUAAAG